Messenger RNA from Drosophila kikkawai, 1098 nucleotides. RefSeq names its product Gustatory receptor 59a. NCBI's taxonomy places the organism in Eukaryota, Metazoa, Arthropoda, Insecta, Diptera, Drosophilidae. Gene Ontology annotation, molecular function: sweet taste receptor activity. The record is from RefSeq and is a predicted model, not a curated record. Gene Ontology annotation, biological process: male courtship behavior; sensory perception of taste; chemosensory behavior. Gene Ontology annotation, cellular component: dendrite; axon; membrane.
AUGCGGCGGAUUGCUCUGAUAUAUAAUCGAUACGUCAUGGUCAUCGGCAUGACCUCGUACCUUGCCGUCGGCGGGGUAUUCAAGCAAACGAAGAUAACCCAGGCGUAUGCCCUGGUAAUCAACGCCUUCACCUUGGUCCUGCUGCCGAAGGCUCUAUGGGAAGCGUCCCAGAGUAUGAUAAUGGCCGGGUGGCUGCCACCGUUUAUGUGGAUAAUUCCCUACAUUCAGAACUCUAUAAGCUACGCCGUGAUUGCCUAUACCUUGAUUUCAAGAUGCUAUCGAGACGCCAUGCUGUUGGAUCUGGAACUUGUGAUAAAGCAAUUGAACCGUGAGAUGUCGCGAACGGGAAAGCAGAUGAACUCCAAGUUGCAAAGGAUCUUUUUACUGAAAACCUUUACUUUGACGUAUUUGUGUUGCGCCUACAUAAUGGCCAUAUUUUUUUGGCGAUGGGGGGACUCCUGGAUUUAUUUAAUGAAGACAUUGCUAAUGAACAUGUCCUUCAACAUCCUCAUUGCCAGCACCUAUUUCUACUUUGUGACCCUCUGGCAAAUAGCCCGGGGCUACGACUUUGUAAAUCAGCGAUUGCAGGAGAUUACUACAUCUGAAUGGGAUGACUUGAAGGAACAAGUUGAGGAACUUCGGAGCCUCUGGGCUUUGCAUACAAAUCUCAGCCGGACAGCCAAGCGCAUAAAUCGGCACUAUGGACCACAAAUGCUCGCCUCGCGAUUCGAUCACUUUAUUUUCUCAAUUAUGAACGGAUAUAUGGGCAUGAUCUACGCACACCGUCCAGGUGGUUCAUCGGUUGAGAAGGUCUACGGAUUCUUUCUCUACAUAAUACGAAGCCUGGACUUCUUUCUCAACGAUUACAUUUGCGAUUUGAUGACUCAAUACCAGAGCGAGCCCAAAAGCACCCUUACCGAGGGCCACAUGUCCAAGGAGCUCAGUUCCUACGUGAUCUAUGAACACAGCAUUAGGCUUAAUUUGCUGGUCUGUGGACUGUAUCCGGCCAAUAGGAAUAGAUGGCUGCACAUGAUCAUUUCUAUCAUUGUCCAUUCCAUCUUGCUGCUGCAAUUUCAUAUGGUUAUGAACCAGAAAUAG